CAAAACCAAGUACAGUACCUCAGUUUCACAUAAUAAUAUACAGGGCCGUCCAGAGCUUGUAUGAGGCCCGGAGAUAGUUACUUUCUGGAGAGGAAGAAACGAAGUAAACGAAGAGAAAAGAGGAAUAAAUCAAGAUACGGGGCUGGUCAUCGGAAGAAAGACGGAAAAGUGUAAAGUGCACACCGGUUAAAAAUGGCUGCUAAUCUUGGCAUGUGUAUAAGUAACGUCGAGGCUGGUUAUUUUCUCUCCCGCUUACAUUAGCGGAUGUAUAACUAUGCAAAACUCAAAUAUAGCUUUAUCUGUAAACUUUGCAGAAGAUAUACAUAUUUGUGGGGCGUGCAAAGUUCAGUUUGGUGAAAUUGAAAAUUUUCUUCUACAUAAACAGAAAACUUGCCCUUAUCUUAAAUUAAGAUCCGAUAACGUUUCUUCGCAGAGUAGUUUGUCUAAUGUUCUUUGCGACCAAUCUACAAAAUCGCUGAUCGAUGCCGAACCUUCUCCGGAUUUAACUGGCGAUAAAAUAGAGUCUUCGGAAAGAGACGAUUGUUUGCUUCCCGAUGGAGAUGACGGUCCUCGGCUGUGCUCUGCCGACGGAAAUAAUGUUAGCGAUUCUCAGUUUGAGGAACAGAUUUCGACACAGAACAAUGCUAUUUCUUCUGGUGAAAAUAAUAGGUAA
Messenger RNA from Centruroides sculpturatus (bark scorpion), 673 nucleotides. Its product is annotated as zinc finger protein ZFPM1-like. The record is from RefSeq and is a predicted model, not a curated record. The coding region runs from base 275 to 673 and encodes 132 amino acids. Lineage: Eukaryota; Metazoa; Arthropoda; Arachnida; Scorpiones; Buthidae. The transcript has 4 exons.